CAGCGUUCAGCGGCCGAGUUCAGUACCCGGUUGACAGCCGGUGAGGCGGCGGCGUCACGCGCUACUCAAACUGUUCAAAACACGCGCCGCCUCUUGCGCGAUUUAUAAUCUAUCUAAAUCAAUUUUACACAAAUCUCUACUGUAUUUAAAAUCUACCGAAUGUGAGAGAGGACUCGUACGGUCCUGAAACAAUUCCCAUGGAACAUCGAGCGGUUGUAAUAUCUUUUAUACGAUUUACUUUACCAAUGAAUAACAACAAUACCGUGCAUAAUCACGUUACAGCAAUGAUCAAAUACCUACGUGUAAUGCAAUUUACUGAAUGACGUUAAGUAAAUACGAUCCGCUAGUGAGAGCUUUACUUCUGCUAUGAGCGGUAGCGAGGCUUUGAGCUGGCCGAACAACAAAAGUGUUUUAUAGUAUUCAAUGGACUGAAGUACUAAUAGUAUUAUGACACAUUCUUUUGGAUUAUUAGUGAGGUGUUGAGACUAUAGUGUUUAAAAAAAAUCAACAAUGGCGGACCGUGAACGUCCUGCUAAAACCCCUAUUAGGGUGGGAUUUUAUGACAUAGAAAGGACUAUUGGCAAGGGUAAUUUUGCCGUGGUCAAAUUAGCACGACAUCGAAUAACGAAGACUGAGGUAGCAAUUAAGAUAAUAGAUAAAUCGCAGUUAGACGCCAGCAAUCUUCAGAAGGUCUACCGAGAAGUGGACAUCAUGAAGAGGCUCGACCAUCCCCAUAUUAUUAAGCUUUAUCAGGUCAUGGAGACGAAAAACAUGAUCUACAUAGUAUCAGAAUACGCCAGUAAAGGAGAGAUUUUUGACUACAUCGCUCGGUACGGCCGGAUGGCAGAGCAGGCGGCGCGGCGCAAAUUCUGGCAGAUCCUGUCUGCGGUCGAGUACUGCCACGAGCGACGAAUAGUGCAUCGAGAUCUCAAGGCGGAGAACCUAUUACUGGAUGCGAAUAUGAACAUCAAGAUUGCAGACUUCGGGUUCAGCAACUACUAUGCGACGGGCGAGCUCCUAGCCACGUGGUGCGGAUCCCCGCCCUACGCCGCGCCGGAGGUCUUUGAAGGCAAACGGUACACCGGCCCGGAGAUCGACAUAUGGAGCCUGGGAGUGGUGCUGUAUGUGCUGGUGUGCGGCGCGUUGCCGUUCGACGGGUCCACGCUGCAGUCCCUGCGGGACCGGGUGCUGUCCGGACGGUUUAGGAUACCUUACUUUAUGAGCCAAGAUUGCGAAUCGUUAAUCCGCAAGAUGCUAGUCCUGGAGCCUAUGAAGCGGUACACGAUCGACCAGAUCAAGAAGCACCGGUGGAUGGCAGCGGAGCCCUACACGGCGCCCGCGGCGGCGCAAGACCCGGCGCGGAGCCCCGCGCACGUGCCCUCGGACCCUAACGAGCAGGUGCUCAGGCUCAUGCAGAGCUUGGGGAUCGACCCUGUUAAGACCAAAGAGAGCCUCCGCUCAAACAGCUACGACCACCACGCAGCGAUCUAUCUUCUUCUGCUAGAACGAUUGCGAGCCAGAGCCGCAAGUGGUUCAGUGAGCCAAGACAGGAGACCCUCGCGGCGGCCAUCAUCCGUGGCCGACCAAGCGCUAGCCAGGGAACUGCAUGACGCUAGGAGGGAGCAGCAGAAUAGAAUAUUACACGCCGGCGAUCCUCAGUCGCGAGAGUUUAGCAGAGCGCCCCCGAUGAUAUCUGCCACGUCGGCCGACUCGUCCUCCUCCGAAACCCAGCGCCUACUGUCUCUAGCGGGCGUCAACAUGACUGAACAAAGACUGCUCCAACGAAACUCCGACCCCUCGGAUACGCAUAGGAGCUUUCUAGUCGGCAACCUCGACGUAGGCUCAAGUCGGAGUCAUGAAACAGAAUCCACGAGGCUUCUCUCCAUGAGAAACAAUGAUGUCACUCAGUCCACGCAGAGGCUAGGUGCUAAGUUAAAUGACGGCGUCCCGACGCACAGGCUGCUGGCUUCCACAUACGAACAGCAGCAGAAUAUCCUGAAACAAUCCAGUGAGGACUGUCGGAGACUACUCCAGCAAUCGACCACGGUCGGACCCGACACCGGCAAGAACAUUGCCGAUGGUACUAGGCUUUUGACCUCAUCGAGUUUUGAUUCCAAAUGCGCGAUAGACGGCGGAAGAUGUUCGUCGGCGACAGACCACAAUCUAAUAGCAAAUUUUCUUCAAAAUUCAGCGUCGGCGACUAAUUUUAGUGUAGAAACUAUGAAACUGCCAAGUUCGACGACGUUUACUAUGUGUUCUGAAGCAGCAAAACUUAUGAAUACCUUGCAACAGUCUCCUUUACCUCUCAAAGGGACUGUGAACUUAAGUACUAGUCCAAUACCAACGCAGCUAGCGGAAGCUAAACUAGGCGUUUUAGAGCAACCUAAGCCUCUUGAAUCAAGCAGGCUCGUCUCACAAGCGCAACAACAAGAUUUAAGUCGCUUGCAAUCUAGCACUCCGCCGUUUAAAGACUACAUGAAUCACCAUCUUCCAGCCUAUUCGUAUUUACAAAGCACAGUAUUGCCUCCUAUAUCUAGCUCCGAUGGAAUUGCCACGACUUCCACAGCUACUAGUGACCUGAUUCCAAAUACUCUGUAUAGGCCGGAUAGCAAGUUUUCAUUGAAUAGGUACACUACAACGCAAACUUACUCCGGUCCGAAUCUUCAAAGUAACGCGGCAGAUGCGACAAAAUUUCAACAACAGUAUUCAUCGUCGACGGAUGAGGGUUGUGAGACGGAUAUGGAAGACGUCGCGAGCGUUCCCAGCGGAGUCCAGAACCGGCUUAGCUCCUACGCUAGUUCCAGCUCGAGCAGCGGCGUCGUAACUUUCUUUAAUAACAAAAGCCUCAGCCAAAACCUCAGCUGUGAUUCAUCCCAAAGCAAUUUCUCAACGUUCGAAAGCCUCGACUAUCAGCUUUCGGACUGUUCUAGUGAACUAGCAAGUAGUCUUCCCAGUUGUACGUCGAACGAAGAUAAACUCGCGUACGAAAACAGUGCCCUCGUGAACACUAGUCCGAUGCACCCCUGCGUGUAUAUAUCUUCUUAUAAUAGUAAAACUCCGGGAAUCGGUUCCAUAGCGCGACAUAAUCCGUUGAACUACCAGUCUGCUAAUAAGAAUAAUACACGAGCGAUGACUCGAAGCCCCGUCGAUUUCAGAGAAGGGCGACGAGCGAGCGACGGACUGGUCGCACAACAAGUGGCGCAGGCCAACGAGCAGCAAGUUAACACCUUAGCGUUUAACAGCCAGCGAUUAAAUGAGAAUUGCAAAGCUAAAGGCGUCUUAGAGCUCCAUCUAGUCCAAAAGGAGGCUCAGAAGUUAAAAACGCAGUAUCAGUCUUCUAUUCCGGCGGAGGAGAUGACGCAAAGGCAAAUACAACAUAAUCAAUUCGCGGCAUCCUUCAGUCCUCAUUACUUAGACACGAAGAAUCCGACACCCAAACGGAUCAGUCUCCCCGAAACGUUUAACUACUCUAGUACCUCGCCGCCGAUGCCGGCCAGCCCGAAGAUGGUCGCCCAACUGCAGGAGCCUCCCGAACUGCACGGGGCCGCGUCGCAGGCCAAGCCGCCUCUGCAGCAGCAGCUCAUGCAGCACCGGCUCUUCCAGCAAAAACGACAGCUUCUACAGAAGCAGAUGACGCCGCCCAACGUGUCCGCGCAUGACAUCGGCGCCCUGCACUCCCUGCAGGUCGGCCUCAGCCGGCGCCAGAUGCUGCGGCAGCAGAGCUACAAGAUCGCCCAGCAGCAGCAGAUCCUCCCGCCCCUGCCCCUGACGGAGACCGAGAACCGUGACCUCCUCGCGUUCCAGGCGAUAGUCGAGGGGCCCAACCGGUCGCCGAAGCACAAAGAGGACGAAGAUCUGGCCAAGUUCGCGUACCAGGGAUCGAUGGAAAUAAGCAUAAUGAAUAAAGAUAGGCUAGGGAACGAGACGUGGUCGAACCUGCCGUCGAGUUUGCAGAGCGCGUGCCAGAUCUCGGAGCGGCGGGAGGCGCGGGUGGGGGCGGGCGUGGAAGAAGCCGCGGGGCUGGCCGGCGUGGCGGGCGGGGACGCCGCGCUGUGGCCGGCGCAGUGGAGCGGCGGCGCCGGCCUGUUCCAGCCGCAGCCCUGCUUCCAGUCAAACUGGCAAGGCCACAGCCUGCCGCCCACCGCGGGAAUGCUGCCCCUCAGCGAGAGCCCCAUACUCGAGCUAACGGAACAGAUGGAGUCAAUUUAAAUGUUAAUUUAAGGAAAACAUUAGGUACUUUCAUUUAGCCUCGUAAGGCCUAAGGCCUCGUGCAAUAGAAUACGUUUUAAAAGCAAUUAACGAAAAACUGCUGCGACGAAGAACUUGACCGAAAAUCACAAAGAAACUAGUAAGUGAAUUGAAGAAAAUUGAAGUGGAAAAUUGUUUGUUACCACUAACAUCUUCAAUUUUCUUUGCCUCCACAGGCAACAUAUGAUUUAGGUAUGUAAAUUAGCUACAAUACAGAACGAACUUCCAUAUACAUAGGUGCAAUUGGUAGGUAAACCUGAACAGUAAACGUGGAAAAGAUCCCGCCUAGUACCUACACAAUUUUUUGUUAAAUUAAAUCGGUAUUGGCACCUAUACCUACGAGGUUUACCUAUUUAACCUAAGUCAAUAUAAUAGUGAAAAAAAAAAAUUGUAGCCUUUCGUGCGAUAGGUUAUGUACCUAUUUAUUAGUUGCAACAAUUCACUAUACGACUGAAAAUAAUUCUGCAACUACUCUUUAUAAAAAGGCAAGGACUUAAUACGUACUUGUAUAUACUUAAUAAAAGUAUCAUUAUUUUAAAUAUCUUUAACACUUUUGUAUGUAACCAACUUAGUUUUAUGCUUAUGAUACUUUUAGCUAUUAAACAUCGUAUUUAAGUAUAUCGGUGACUGACAUUCUACUUAUUAUAAUAAUUCACUAUUUCGCUUCGUUAAGCGCCUACUUGCAUCUGCGUAACAUCGUAAUGGAUCUAUUUUAAUUGUUGAAUGGACGCUAGAUGGCGUUGCGGUGUUGAGCAGAGAUCAAAGCAUAGCGGUGGCGCCACCUACAACAUUGACAAGAAACACGAUUGGCAGUCUUUAUUAUUAUUACUUAUCUCUGGUAAGCACUUGGUUGAUAGCACGCAUUUUUUGCAAUAGUUUGCCGACCGUCCGUAUUAUGAAAAUCUGCAAAAUUGGAGCUCAAUCGUAGCCAGAAAUUAUUAAUUUGUGAAUAACUAUGCUUUUUAUACUUAGAGCUUGAAUAAUAAUACGAGUAUUGCCUAUAGUCAUGUCUUAGGGAAAAGUCUAGGCAUAGUUCUUAUUUAAUAUGAUAAGUUUACACAAAUUAUCAACAUUCCGAAUUUUGUAUAAAUUACUAAGAAUGUAAGUUAAUAACCGAAUUGAGAUGCACCGCCAUUAUAUUCAAAUAAAAUAAGAGUUCAACAUUAUUUUUUAACAUGUUUUCAUUAUUGAACUAAACGGAAUCUAAAGUAAUCAUACCUUUAUCAAUAAUUUUGAGCUCUAACUCACGAGCCGUGGUGCUAACCGACGACCUUGUUUGGAAGCCGUACUUCUAAAAUUCAUUGAUGAUGAUGAUGGAGAUUGAAAAUAAGAACGCUAUAUGUCGGAAAAAAGGACACUAGGUAUAGCCAACGUGAUAAGAAAAAGAUUCCGAAUUAAUUUGACUACCUAAUCUACCAAUUUUGACUGCCCUUAUGAAACAGACAAUUGUUCUGUGUUGGUAUUAAAUCGCAAUUAUCGUGCUAACAAUCGGCGAUUAUUUGAUGUUACCGGAUACUGAUGAAUUGUUAAAUAUUAUCUAAUAGUGAUAAACAAUGCGACAAUAUCAAAAUAGGUUAAAUUGUUACAUGACUUUUUAUGAACUACCUAAUUGCUCCAUAUUAUAUGUAAAAGUGGUUUGGGAUAGUUCUGCAAAUAGGACGAUUCCAGGAGAAAUCCGCCAUACGUAAUUUGGACACUUAAAAUUCUGAAAACAACUUAUGAUUUAAUGAUACCAUACGGGCAGGUGUAUGGUCUCCCUCCAGAGAUCCAUGUUUUUAAGAAGAAACUCAAGAAAAUGCUGAUAAAAGGUUAUUAGAGUCACUCAUUUUAACGGAGAUUUAUGGAAUCGCCCGUUUAGAAUAAUCCCAAAACACCUUAAUUGAUACAAUGAUGUUCAUUUGGAAGCGACGUGGCACAACAAUACAAGUAGAGCUCGUUGAGCAUACAAGCACUUUUACAGGUAUUAAUUAGCUGGUUACUCAGUGAGUGCUGCCAGUUUCUCUUUCUCUGUUGACCGUUGUUGCAACAAACUGUGAUAUAGUUAUUUUGCUUCCCAAUUAAUGUUGAAAAUUCGUGACAAUACGUCUCAGCACUACUUUCCAGUGCAAAAAGCCCGGUCAGAAAAUCCCCAUACGUAUAUUCCGAGGAUAAGUUACAGAGUCACGGUUCCAAGUGAAAAUCAUUCGUCGAGAAGUUCCCUUGUAUAUAAACUACCUCUGUUACAUCUUUAAAAAAAGACUGAAUUCAGUGUCAAUUCAGACCAACCGUCAAAUCAAACCGCAAGAUCACAGCCAGGACUUGUGGGGAAAAGUUAUUUGCUGAAAAUGUAUAACGUAGUUAAUUAACAUUUAAUAGGGAUCUUGCAGUGUUUGUACUGACAUCUAGUAAUGAUGCUCCAUACUGAACAAACAUAUGUUACCUACGUUGAAUCUAUUACUCAUAACCGAUAGUAACCGCAUAGCUACUUCCACAUCCUUUGGCGGAAGUUUGUUUAGUGUGGAUGUGUCUCAAUCUCGAAAUUUUGUUCUUGGCAAAAUAUGAACCGUGCCACUCAUCCAGUCCAAUAGAAUGAACCUAGGUUAAUGGUGCAGUCUCAAAAUAAUUAAUAGUUUGUUUUAAAAUAAUGACUAAAUAUUUGUGCUGCGUAUUAAUGCUAUAAAAUUGCCAGGAACAAAUUGAGUAACUAUUAGCGAUUUUCUAUGUUAUCCAAAUAUAAGCUUAAAGUGAAGUAGACAUAUCACAGCGCCAUGUUGUAGUGGCAAUGUACUUUUACUGCACAUAACUUUACUGUAUUAGAUAAAUACAAGUAAUAUUUACGCGUAAGUAAUUUAUUAUGACUGCAGGAAAGUCACUGAUAAACAAUAUUACCUCUACUUUUGCAGAUUGAAACAAUAUUGUCAGUUUUAUACGAAGAUAUUCAAUGAAUGUUUCAUAAAACACACAAUGCUGCUUUAAGUAGCAGGUACUAUCGAUCGUUUUAUCCGGGGUUCAUAAGGAUUAGGACUUUUAGAUAAAUAUAAUAGUUACAUCAGCAUCACUUCUGACAGAUAAUGUUGGCACGUUUAACCAUAAUGUUAAUAACUUAAUAAGUAUUUAAUUAAUAUUUAAGUUAACAUAUAUCUGCGUAAUUAUAUAAAGAUCUCGUCAAAUUGUUUCUAAAAACAAUUAAAAUAUCAAAGAUAAACAUUUCUAGUACCAAAUUUAUAUAAGUUAAUUAAUCCGAAGCUUUAUUAAACCAUAACAAUAACUAACAUACUUAAGGGAUAUUGCAUUUAUAAUAUAGUAGGCUUCAAUAAGUAAGUAAUUAAUUUAGACAAUUCGUAGAAAUAGGUGUUUGGAGGCUUUUACACGAAUAGAGAUAAAAGGUCAUUGUAUUAUACCUAUUCCGUCAUUAUCGAAAGAACUUCAUGUUAAUCGCAAUUAAGUGUACCUAAUAGAUAAGUAGUUGAUUUUAUACGUGUAAAAGAAAACGUAGACUGUAGAGACGGCAAUAAAAUGUAUUCGACAUGCAUGCUUCGAUGCAGCUUUACGUAACGAUUACCUACACUAGAAGAUCUUUUAAGUUAUUCGUAGUUAUUGAUUUUGGUUGUGAUACCUAUACCUAUGGCUGAUUGGUAAUCAAUGUAUAGAACAGUCAUUACACUACAUAAUUUGGA
Molecule: messenger RNA, 7904 nt
Organism: Cydia fagiglandana
Lineage: Eukaryota; Metazoa; Arthropoda; Insecta; Lepidoptera; Tortricidae
Gene: Sik2
Product: serine/threonine-protein kinase SIK2
Exons: 10
Coding region: 511-4209 (1232 amino acids)
Biological process (GO): intracellular signal transduction; protein phosphorylation
Cellular component (GO): cytoplasm
Molecular function (GO): ATP binding; protein serine/threonine kinase activity
Source: RefSeq, a predicted model, not a curated record